AUGAGCUCAUGAGAGAUGCUUUUGAACGAAGGCAACGACUUAAUUCCAUCAGUCAAAUUGAUAAUUUCAAAAUGGCUGUAAUUUUGCAGGGUUUGUUAAUGAAAAGGCACAUCGUCCUGUAUUGAUGCAUCAAAAUUAUUUUUAUUGGACAAUAUUUAGUUCAUUUUCACUGUAGCAGUACUUUCCAAACUAUUUGUUAACCAGUUUCAACAACAUGCCAUCAUCAAGGGGUAUUUUCGCUGCAGAAGAGAUUGAAAGUACUUGUUACUUUCCUUCUACAGAAGUUGUAACGGCUGUGGAAUUUAGUCCUUAUAAAGAUACAUCAAAACUAAUUGCUUAUGGUGGAGAAAGUCGUGUAUGUAUUGGCGCAUGUAUAUUUAAUGAUGAAAACCUACAUGAUUUUAAAUUUGAGCACCAAGUCGAUAUACUGCAUGGUACCAGGGUUGAUGUCAUCUCUUGGUCACCACAAAGCACUACUAAUCAGUAUCCUGCUCUACUGAGGUUCUGCACUGCUGGGGGUGAUCGAAAGUUGAGAUGUUUCUCAGUAGAUUCAAAGCAUAAUUCUAUUGUACAAAUUUUUGAAGGACACAAGAGCUACAUCAAUGAUUGUAUUUUUGAUCCUGUCCAAGGCAAUGCAAUUGCCAGCGUGAGUGAUGAUCACACAUGUCGAUUAUGGGAUGUGGAAACUAGGCAGGAGAUAACACAAUUUCGACUUUUGUCCCCUGGUGUUUCUGUUAAAUGGAUCCCCAACGAACCAAACAAAUUACUGGUUGCUCAAAAGAAUGGCACUGUUAAAAUCUAUGAUAUUGCAAGUCAUCGACCAUUCAUGUCAUUCAGUACUUUGGCUUCACCUUUAAAGUGUGUUGAUUGGUCGAUAGCUAAUCCUAUCAGAGUUGGUGGUGUUGUGUCAAAUGAAUGGGAAAUUUGGGACAUAUCACAAUAUAGUUCACCUCAAGCAUGCAAAGAAGCUCAUAUUGAAGGAGCAUGCAAUUUCAAAUGGUGCAAGUUGACAGAUGGAAUAUUUGCCACAUCUGGUUAUCCUGGAAACCAGAUCAAGGUGUUCCAAGUUGGUCAUCACAAGAAUCCAGUCACUGCAAAUCUUAAAGUUGGAGGUGGUUUGUCAUGGCACUGCCACUUGCCUAUCCUGGCAGCUGGAGGGGAUCGUGCAGUACAUUUAUGGCGCUUGGAACUUUAAGACAUUUUACUUUUGAAAGAAUGAUUAUUCUAACACUUAAGCAUCAAUGGCAUUGAUACAAAGAUGUGGAAAGAAGUGCCAAACACUUAAGUAAAACAAUGCAUGAAGUAUUGUUGGUCCAACAUGAACCCUGUUAAGUGUUUUGUUUAUGAUGAGAAUGUUUCUUCAUUUUCUAUGUCAACAGUAUUAUCAAGCAAAUACAUUCAUUGCCCUAUUGCCA
This is a messenger RNA of Xenia sp. Carnegie-2017, 1415 nucleotides long. Its product is annotated as nucleoporin Nup37-like. The record is from RefSeq and is a predicted model, not a curated record. The transcript is spliced from 7 exons. Bases 215 to 1195 code for a protein of 326 amino acids. Gene Ontology annotation, molecular function: protein binding. Gene Ontology annotation, cellular component: nuclear pore outer ring. NCBI's taxonomy places the organism in Eukaryota, Metazoa, Cnidaria, Anthozoa, Malacalcyonacea, Xeniidae.